AUGGAAUCCAGAGGAUCACCACCGUAUGACAAAUUUGAUGCGCAGGUACAGUACCCCACCUACAGUACCCCCCGAGCGAAUUUUAUAAUUGCAGACCGGUGCCACGUGUCAAACGGCGGCCGACAGAAACGCCAAGCGAAUUGUUGCGGAGCAAUUGUUGGGAGGAAGAGGGCGUGGCGAGACCCAAGAUGAUGUGAGCUACAGUACCCCGCCACCUACAGUAACCCAUACGAUUUGUGAAAAUACUACUCGGUUUUGA
Caenorhabditis angaria is the source of this 259-nucleotide messenger RNA. The record is from the annotation of a GenBank genome assembly. Lineage: Eukaryota; Metazoa; Nematoda; Chromadorea; Rhabditida; Rhabditidae.